AAGGUGCUCACGUCACCGAGGCAGCAACGCGGAAGUGGAGGAACAGCCUCCACGUCAUUGGAGGUGCACUACUGCGACCAAACCAUGGGGUUUGCCGUGGGAAACUGACAUGUUACUGACCCUGCCAGCCACUGAGCCGUAAUAGUGUUGGACCUCGCAGGCAAACAGAACAGCGACGGGUUCCGGAAAUUGUUUUCUUCAGAUUGACAGCGUUGGUGCUUAUCCCUGAUGGGUGAAUCAGGGCCACGCCGCUCCACCCUGGUCUCCAGGUUGCCCAUCUUCAGGCGCAGUGUAAGAAAAAGGCAGGACUCUCUACCAUCCUCUCCCUCCUCUGGUGGUGUAGGCAAUGGUGUCCACACUUCUUCUCCCUCAAGCACCAACUCAAGCUCCAGCAGCACGGGAAAGCGGCGCAGCCUUUUCCGAACACCGUCUAUCAGCUUUCAUAGCAAGAGGAGCAGCGAGUUACGUGCCGAUUCCAACCAGCUCGGCGCAGACAAUCGGAGCCGGCUGUCCGAGCCGAGCUUCAGUGACGGUUGCAACCACAAGGUACGGCACUCAUUUGGAUUCGGCGGACACAAGAAGAAGCUCAGCCGCUCGCAGACCGAGGACUUCGAGAAAGCCCCCACUAACCGCAAUGUUUUCAUCAACUGCAUUAGCUCAAGGACGAAUGAGGGAGAUGAUUCAGGUUUCCUGGAUGAUGUCAGCAGCAAGAGAUCUUCCAAAGCCAAAAAGCUGCUGCCAAAGUCCUUUUCAGCCCACCAUCGGUUUUCCAAGAAUUCCCCUAACCAGGUUGAACAGAGUCAAGGCAAGGAUGAUGCCCCCAAGACAGGAACUCCAGGUUCCUGGCCUGGCGAACUUGCAGAGAGCUCGCUACAAUCCCCCAUCGUUUCUGAGGACCGCACAACAGCCAUUACACCCUCAGACUUUGUCCAUGUAACUGAGGACACUGUCUCUGAAGUGGAUGCUCUGCCUGUUCCGAGUCCAGCUGAAGUCCCCCCUGAGAACAUCAGCCAAGGUGUUUCUACCUCACAGACAUGCGCCAAUCCAGAUCAAUGCGCUAUGGAGAAGCCUAUGCUGCCAGAUAUGAGCCAGACUGCCAAUACACAGUGUGAGAGUACCACUGUUCAAACAGAACCAGAAACACUGAACACAGCUGAGGAGCAGCACCAGGAUCAAAUCGAGGCCAGUGAGAAUGAACUGAACCCAGAGCUGAGCGAGGAGAGCAGCUCCAAUGCAGAGCUCAGAGAAAGACCACGCCGAAAUACCACGCUGGUCCAGCAGCUAGGAAGAUCAGCAGGUCAGGGCAAACUGGAGAGCAGGCCAAGCUAUUUGAGGAAACCUCACACAGUGUCCAUGUGUAGUAGUAUGAGCCCACGCCGCGAGGUGAUACGUUUGGAGAGGAGGCUACGCUCGGCUUCAGAGGGAGCCGGCGGACCAAGACUUCACCUCAACCUUAAAGAGCAUACCUGCAUGGAGACAAGCAUGCUGGCCAAACACAGAACCAAUUCCUCGUCCUCUAAACUGGGCAGCCUGGAUGUUUUGAACAAUCUUGGCUCGUCUGAGCUAGAUGAGGAUGAUCUAAUGCUGGAUCUGGAGCUCUCAGAUGACCAGAGACAUCGACAUGCUUCUCAGGAAGACUCCAGCCAAUCUCUUGCCUCCUGUCUGAACUUGCUGCCAUCCCCCAUGGAUCUGCCUACAGACCAGAGCACUGCCAAGGAGUGCAGAGAUAACAACAGGGAGCCACGGCCAGUGUCUCUCUGUGUGUCCUGUGAUGAUGAGCUGUUCUCUGGGCUAGAGACAUUGCCCUUCAGGCUGAUGCAGCAGGACUGCACGGCCAUGAAAACGCUCCUGCUGCGUCUUCGCAGGGUUUUGCAGGAGAGCACUGAGCCCAGUCCUGCCAGCAGCAUACACUCUUUACCCAUAAGCCCUUGCAGUGAGAAGUCACCAGCUUUCAAGGAUCCCGGGCGAGAUGAGAGCCGGUCCCUGCAGCAGCAGCUGAAAGAGAGAGAUGAGUUGAUCCUGCUUCUGCAGACUGAGCUGGAAGCUGCCCGUUCUGCACAGAAACCCCUUUGCCAAAAAACUGACAAAACAACCCAGACUGAUCCCCCAGCCCCAGAGUGCCUGUCCUGUCGGAGAGAGAACAAGACAAGCACUGUAGAGCACCUUAUCUUCCCACAAAGCUGAUGGCUAUUUGAGGGUGGCAGUAGUAGGAGGAAGGGCUUUGAUGUUCACUCUUCUACACCGAAUUUUCAAAUCAAAGCGCCAUCAGGUCUCCGUGAAAAACAAGCCUGGCUGAAAUCCAUUUUUGUCAUUCCAUCCUUAUACAGUGCCUUGGAGAUGUAUUCCAGUCCCCCACCACCACCACAAAUUUGCACUUUCCACAUUUUAUGCUGAUACAACAUGGAACUGAAGUGGACUUAAUUGCGAUUAUAUGUCAUGGGUCUAGCCCAGAUUGGCCCAUACUUUUAAAGGGAUGUGGGGGGUUCAGUUUUGUUUGUAAUUCUAUGUACAAAAAAAAAUAAAUAAAAAAAAUCAUUAUUAAAAUGUGGAAAGAAUAUGGCACAACCAUGCCUAGAGGAAGCCAUUUAUCAAAAGUCAGUGACUGGGUAAGGAGGACAUUAGUCAGAAAAGCAAUCCAGAGGCCAACUAUGAAGGAGCUGGAGUGAUCCACAGCUCAGACAGGAGAAGGUGUUCACAGGUUAGCCAUAGCCUGAAGUGAAAGUUUCAAUGUAUUACCCUAUCAUAAAAUGUUCCAAGUGUAACACUGUUUUGAGAGCUAAGAACCUUUAAUUAUCCAACGAACCAUCAAAGAUCCUCUGAAGAACACUUUUUAAAAACAAAACAAAAAAAACAACUACAAUGUAUGCCACAUAUUGUGGCAGGUGUAACACCCCUGACACACACAUACAUAUAUUGUUGUCAUUCCAUUGUUAUUCUCACACUGCUUUACUUUUAUGUUCCUCUCAAUUUUUACCCUCAAAAUCUUUUUGAUAUCUCUGCCAUUUAGCUUGCUUCCCACCCUUACAUCUCUUUGUACUCUUCCUGUGCUAAAAUAAGGUGUCAUAAUGCAUCAAGAUGUGGUUCAUUGUCAGAUACACCACUGACUUAACCGUCGGUUCAUGAACAUUCCACUCCAGUGAACGUAAAAAAAAAACCCACACCUCUGAUGAAUGAUCUGCUCAGAUACCUGGUGGGAGACAUUUAGGUGCUCCAGAAAGAGUGAAAAUUCCAUUGCUGGAGACCUGCAGUGACCCUCGUGUUGAAAUGAAAUAUAAUUCUAGGUAUGACUAAUAAAGCCAACUGUUUAUGCAGGGGCUCAAUGAAAAGGUUAGGCUGAUUUGAGAUAUCACUGUGUGUCCUUUCAAAAUAAAACAAGAAUAUUUAUAUUGCUUUCAGGUGUCGUAAUUUAAAAUAUCACAAAGUAGAGGUCUAAUUUCAAAGGGCACGAAAUAACAUGCUGUUACCAAGGUGGCAGCAGGAAGUCCGAACUGUUUAUCUCAACUCACAAGCACAGAUCUUGUUUUUGGAUUAAGAUUGCACGAGGAAAGGAUUUAAGGGACAUUUAAAGAGGGUUUAUUAUUGGGGUGUGGAUGGCAGUAGCUUCAGACACCAAGACUGUUGAAUUACCAAGUGUUGCAAUGGAACAGUAACAAAAUAAUUUAUUUUAGACAUUUAGAUGUAUGGGAAAGAUAGUAAAUGGUGUUGGAAAUUGACACAUUCAGUGACUGAGUUGCUCAUGUGGGAUGUGAGAUAUGCAAAGAAAACAUAAUAGAGCAACUGUUCUUCAGGCUGGCAUGCUGGUAGAGUAGAUACCAUUGCUUCCUCACAGCUCAAGCAUCCCUGGUUCAAUCCUAUCCUUCAGUUAAUAUCUGUGGUGUUGUUUUUUCCCACAUUUCUUCUGGUUUCCUGCUAAAUCCUGAAAAAAACAUGCCGUUAGGUGGAUUGGCUUGACUGUGCUAAAUUGUCCGUAGUUGUGACUGUGUGUGUGUGUGUGUGUGUGUGAUGCACUGAAAUAGAUCGGUGUCCCAUCCAGGAUAUUUUCACAGCUGUACUCCCAACUCACUCCCAUUGUUCACUGGAUAGAGGAAGAAGAAUAAAUGAAUACAUGAAUAAAUGAACGACCUGGAUGAGAUCAGACUGUUGCUAAGUACGUGUUGAUAUCAAGCAUUAGAAUGGGGGGAAAAAAAUGUGAUUUCAGUGACUGGUGUGGAUGUUUUUUGCCGGACGGACUGGUUUGAGUAUUUUAGAAAAUGUCGAUCUCCUUGCAUGUUCAUGUACAACAGCGUAUAUGAAUUUGCCCAGACUGGUGUGCAAAACAAAAAACAUCCAGUUAGAGGCAGUUGUGCAGUCAGAAUGCCUUUGCUGAUGAGAGAGGUCAGAGUAGAAUGGCCAGACUAGUUCAAGCUGACAAGAAGGCUACAGUGACUCCAAUAACUAGUCAUUGCAACCGUGUUGAGCAGAAAAGCAAUAUGUGACAGAUAUAAUCUUGUGGGGACAUUUGGCUGAUUUCCUUUUGGUUUGGCUUAAGGUUAGAGGUUAUGUUUAGGUGUAGCUUUAAUUAGCUGACUUAACAAGUACGUCAAUCUAAGGUCCUCACAAACGUAGUAAGACAAACGUGUGUAUAUGUGUGUUAAAUAAAAGGAACAGUUGUUGACACUAGUUUAAAGCAGAAUCAUAAAUAAGAACCGAAAUUUUUACUUCCUCCCAAUACAAAACCAUUGUCCCUGCGGCAGACACGGUCUAUUUGUUCAUGUGUGCGAUGGCAGGUUAAAAAGCGGCCUUUGGCCUGAGCAUAUGAUUGUAGGGUCUUUGAGUACACAGUGUAGCCUGUGGGAGUUUUCCAUACUCUCUCCUUCUCUCCGUCAGCUCUUCGAUCAGCCGAAGAUGCGGCCGCUUCACAGCGUUAGCCGUCUUGCUCUGCAGCAGCCACGGGCGGACUGUGUCUCUUGCCUCCAUGCUGCCUGAGCAGACGCCUACUCUGCCUCUGACAUUUGGGAGACACUGAUAAAAGAUAGGUGGCUACUGUGCUCCAAACUGGAGCUAAUGGUUUUAUUUCCUACUUGUCUCAGUGAAAACACAGAUGAAAGAGUAUUUUAUCAUUUAAAGGAGGCCUGGAAAAUCGUCUAAACCUGACAGUGUGAGGUCUUUUGAUGCGUUUAAAGUGAAAUAACUUGGCUCGGUGGAUAUCCUCUGGGUCACUGCUCAGAAGGUCAAGGUUUCAAGCUCCCACUGCUUGGCCCCGUGAGCAUGCUUAUUAACCUCCAAGGAUGCUAUAUUGUUGCUGACCCUGUACCACUGUGUUUUGCAAACGACAGAAUUUCACUGUGAUGAAUAUGUGACAAGUAAAUACUUUCUUCUUCUUUUUCUAUAGUAUUUAGUGGAAUAAUGCAAACGCUUGAUCUCCCAUGUCCAGUUAUUGAUCAUGUAUUAAGCCCAGUUUACAGCACAGGUUGAUAAUCACACAUUUGCCAGGAAACAGUUUAUUGUUUUCUAUUCGUUGUCCUAAGUACUGGUUUGUGUGUCAACUCCUGCAUCUUUAUAAGCAUGCGUAUAUGUACUUUAUAGUGUGAUGAACAACUAGGGUACUUCUCCAUGCCCAGUGGGUGUAAUCAGCCUGAGGGGCUUUUAGUAGAAGCAUACAAUUAUCACCAGGCUGGUUUUUAUUACAGCCUAAUAAAGACACAAAUGGAUUAGGUUGUUAAAUCACAGUGAUUUACUCCAUUCUCCUGUUUUCAACAUCAUGACUCUGCAGGUGUAGUGAGGGGUGGGUGUGUGUGUGUGUGUGUGUGUGUGUGUGUGUGUGUGUGUGUGUGUGUGUGUGUAGAUUUCUGGCUUACUUCCAAAUCUCAGAUGCUUUUAUGUCCCGGCUUUUGAGAGACUGAAUGCUUGUGGAGGCAUGUACUUGAGAAGGAGUUGAAAAGGAGUAAGCUGAAACUCAGUCCACAUCCACACCUCUGCUGAUCUCUGCUUUACCUUCUGCUAUUUUACAAAACUUAUGUCCUGGCCUGUGCACACACCCGCCUCUUCUUUUCUUGGUGUGCAUAAAAGCUGUCCAGUUCUACCAGGCUGUAGAAAUGCACUUUCUUUGGAUUUUUUACCCUUGUCUGCUUUCGGUUCCGCUUAACGACUUUCUGAUUUUCACAUUAGUUAAGCACCAUCACGUUUAAUCAACUCUCUCCCUGAACCCAGGGAAAGAGUCGAAUUUACACCCAUUGCAGUUUAUUUCAUUGCAUUUUAGCUGUAAACUCAGCUGGGAUUACACGCUGAGUUGUGAGAGGUAUUUAGUCAAAACAUUGAAGCCUUUAGCUAAUGGCUUAGUUUAUAGGUGCUAUGCUCAUUAGCAUCAUAAGUAAUGGGAUGUGUGUAAGUGAGGCUGUGCUUUGUGUGGUGAAAAAAAAUGAACAGGUGGCCUCAUCUCUGCUGUGACUUUUUCUUUUUAUUGUGUUAUAUCCCUGCUGUACACACUAGCUCUUCCACAAAGAGGCUCCAGUUGGUCAGAGAACAUUUAAAGAGGUUCCAGGAACCUAAGCAAGUUUGAUCAAGAUGUCGUUGAAUUAAGUGAUCUAAUUCGCUCUUGGUCAAAGUCUCAAUUUGUUCUUUUGUUUCAAUGUGUCAUUCAUUUAAAUCAAAGCAUGAGCAAAACUACUUUCCAUGAACACCUUUAAUUCCUUUUUCACGUUAGUUAAGAAGCAUCAUGUUUUGUCAGUUUCUUUGCCCUUAAAUUUGCAUUUACCAGCUAAAUGUUCUGUCGUUGUAGUUUAUUCAUUUUCUUUUUGGAUGCUGAUGCAAUGAAAAAUUCAUUUUCUAAUGUACUCUUAAUCAAAACCGUUUUUCCUGAUUUAAAAAAAAAAAAAAAAAAAAAAAAUUU
Molecule: messenger RNA, 6868 nt
Organism: Ictalurus punctatus (channel catfish)
Lineage: Eukaryota; Metazoa; Chordata; Actinopteri; Siluriformes; Ictaluridae
Gene: ccser1
Product: coiled-coil serine-rich protein 1
Exons: 10
Coding region: 229-2184 (651 amino acids)
Source: RefSeq, a predicted model, not a curated record